UCUAUAUAUUUCAGAUAGAUAUAAUGGCCUAUUCUGUUUGGAAAGCUUUCCAGGUCUAAAUUCACUCGUUAGAGUGAAAUAUCGCAAAGAAUGGUAUUCAAUCUGCGGGAAGAUAUGGCCAAAAGAAGGUGCCAACACUGUAUGUAAGCGACAUAAUCAUAUCGGGAGUUUAGCAAAGAGCGUGUCGUCCGAACCGGCCGGGGUCGGUACAUCCAUGAAGUUGGCAGUCAUUGACUGGAAAUGUAUGGAGGGUAAUUGCAAUAAAUGUGAAAAUUGUAUAAAACUCAUAGAUCGAGAACCUAGUACCACAAACGGAGAUUCAUGUAGCGACGUUGCUAGAGUACAAUGCCAAGAUAUACGAUUAACAAAGAAUACGUUGGGUACAAGAAGUGGCAUGCUAGAGAAGUAUCUAUCUGACAAAAAAUGGGGAACAGUGUGUCCAUUAACGUGGGAUAUAUCUGAAGCAAGUGUAGCUUGCAAUCAACUGUAUUCGUGCCCAGCACAGGAUGCAUUAGCAGAGACCAAAUAUCGUGGUAGGACUGUUGCUUCGGUGCCAAUAAACGUGCGAUUUUUCAAAUGUUAUGGCAAUGAAUCGUCACUAGACGAGUGUGAAUCCAUGCUUGGUGACACUUGCGCAAAGGGUGAUCAACGUCGUGCCGGUCUCAUCUGCAGAAGUAAUUGUACUCGGCCAAUCCAGUUAACCAACGUGUUGUUAUAUCCCGACAGAGAGAAUUACGCGCCAAAUGAACAGGUUAAUAUCUCUUGCGCCCCAGGUUACCAGCCACAAUCUGGAGAAACAGAGAAAAUCACAUGUCAAAGAAACUGCAGAUGGACUGAACCAGAGAUAGAAUGCAAACCCGUGUGCGAUCCACCAGGUGAAGUGCAAAAUGGUACGUUUGCUCCUCAACAAGCGUUCUACUACGCCGGCAUAUCGGUUAAUUUCACUUGUCAAGAACAUUUCAAACUGAAAGGAUUUUCUAUGUUAACUUGCCGGGAAGAUCGAACUUGGAGUCAAAAUUUACCAGAAUGUUUAGACGAAUUUAAGAAACCACCACAAGAAAAACGCGGAGAAGAUGAUGGUGAGUUGGUUAAUUGUUUCUUUUUUCCCCCUUUUUUUUGUUCAGGAUUUCCCACAGGUGAAACACAUAGGUGAAAAAUCAAUAAAUGCGAGGUAAAGGCACCCUAUCGUACCAUCCCGGUGUCCCUGAUUCAAAGGUAGAAUUUAAGGCGUGAACAUAAAAUUACAGUGAAGUACGACAGUAUGGGAUUUUGCU
Anneissia japonica is the source of this 1274-nucleotide messenger RNA. RefSeq names its product scavenger receptor cysteine-rich domain superfamily protein-like. The coding region runs from base 215 to 1153 and encodes 312 amino acids. The record is from RefSeq and is a predicted model, not a curated record. The transcript is spliced from 5 exons. Lineage: Eukaryota; Metazoa; Echinodermata; Crinoidea; Comatulida; Comatulidae. Gene Ontology annotation, cellular component: membrane.